Nerophis ophidion (straightnose pipefish) is the source of this 4635-nucleotide messenger RNA. It is a transcript of the gene prrt4b, whose product is annotated as proline rich transmembrane protein 4b. The record is from RefSeq and is a predicted model, not a curated record. The transcript has 4 exons. NCBI's taxonomy places the organism in Eukaryota, Metazoa, Chordata, Actinopteri, Syngnathiformes, Syngnathidae. The coding region runs from base 151 to 3204 and encodes 1017 amino acids.
GAGUGGCUUUUUCCUAUCGGGAGCUCUCUGGCAUUUAGUUUUGGUGUCUUUCGUGGACGCUGAUAAUGAGGAUGGUGGAGGAGGAGGAGGAGGAGAUUGAAGAAAGCAGGCUGACGUGUCUGGGAGGAGGGACGUGCCGUGGAUGGAAGGAUGAUUGAUGGAUGGAUGAUGGAUGGAUGCAUCCUCCUGCUGCAUGUCAAACCUGCUUUUUGGGGGGGGAAUGACGCCGCAUCGCUGCAUGCACGCUGGCUGCAAGGUCAUUCCGCCGUAAAAAGGGUGCCGAGGGAACAACAUGUGAGCGACUCGCCAAGCACUGACGACAGCAUGCCUAGACUGCGCCGGACCUUAGCUGUGUGCUGCUGGUGUCUCCUGCUGCUGCACCAGCAGGCCUUUGCGGACGAAGAGGCUCCCUGGGGAUCGACGCCUUCGACAAGAGAGAAGAAGAACUCUUACUGGUGGACCCCGACGCUGCCCAAGCUACCGUCACUUCCUUCGCUACCGUUCCGUUUGCCUUUUUAUCCUUCAGACGGUAAAACCAAGGCUGCGUUGACGACAAGCUCCAAAGAUCUGUUGGAACCAAUGGAUCACUUGCAGGAACACUCGGGAUCGGGAGAUGGGAGUCUUUACGAAGCCCGUGACCCUCCCACAGAAUUCACUCAAGGGUUCCUGACCAGCGUGACAAAGAUAAGAACUGAAAUACUUCCGAUAGGAACGUCACAUCUUCCAGACAAGGACCCUCUUGUUGCAGACUCAGUCUCUCCCACACAGGUCACAAACGCUCCCUACACCGAAAGUCCCACCAGUACAAGCACGCCAGAACAAAAUGAGACACACACAACCGAAAUUGUCAGGCAGAUCUCGCCGACAUUAGCACCAGAAACCGCGGUUUUUACUGUUAUGACUUCUAAAGAGGUCCAAACAACAACAAUCAACCCAGGAAGAGGAAUCACUUUAAGACCCUUUAAGACAACACCUCAAGACCCAACAGAAAGUCUCCUCAGUCAGAGCGUGACCGUUUCACCGGAGGAACCACCGGGGGUGAUCACCAUUGACGUCGCCCCAACUGCAACCGACUACCAACGGGUGAUAAGUGAAAAGGUUGACGCCCCGGCAACAGGAGCUAAAGCGGAUCGUGCGGAUGAGGAAGGUGCUGCGAACGCUGAUGGCCGCACGGCGGAUGAUUCGGCGCCAAAGCUGACAACAUCGUCGCCGGUGAAAACAGGCACAGCAACACAAAGUCCACAAAAUCUCCAGACAACAGCAGACUGGAUGUCAACCCUACAAGGAACUUUACUUCCAGACUGCAACAAAGAACAAUCUGAGGCCUGCAACAUCUCUGACGACUGGACACCUACAUCAUUGUCAAUCAUGAAGGCCGAAAACAGCACAGCCACAAACCAGUCAAACAGCCUUUCGGUGUUCUCGCCUCCUCUCAUGUUGGUUCCGCUGUACACGGACUGGAACAGUGCCAUGGCAGCCUGGGGACUGGCCUGGGAGGCACACGUUUAUGGCGCCGGCUGCGUCUUUGCGAUGCUAACGCUGGCCUCAGCGCUAAACUUGCUCUGUCUGCCUUUGCGCUGUCCCUCUGGCUGUGGCUACUUUGCUCUAAUUAGCCUGUUUCUACUUGCCGCAGGGUGUACUAGAUCUUUCACACUCCUGUACGACGCGUAUGGCCACCAGGACCGCUUGCCCUCCGGCAAAGCCUUACUGGUGCUCUACGAGGCGCCUUUUCCCUGCCUGACGGCAGCUUUCGGCUUGGUUUUCCUUCUGCUUUCCAUGCGCUCUAGGAUGCAGCUGUCCUACUCGGCCUUCCAGAGACCAUGUUUCCUAGCGUGCUUGGUUGCCCUGCACUUUGCUGCUGCAUUCGGUCCAGUGACUUUACAAAAAUUCUACCGGCAGAAACCUCCACUCUGCCUCUUCCUUGCACUCAUCUCCCGUGGAGCAUUCGUUGUCCUCGCCACUUUCCUAUCCGCUGCCUAUUUCGUGUUCUACGUCUACGUGCGAGCAGAUUCCAAGCACAUCUACCACCUGAACAACACAUCUCCAACCCCUGCUGAGAGAUACAACAGAUGUCCCUUUGCAGAGAGCCGAGACUGGGAUCGUGCGGCCGUAACAGUGUGUCUUUCAGCACUAUUUUGUUUAGCCUGCGCAGGCCUACAGCUGUAUGCGAUGCUCAACGCUCUAGGUGUCGCUGGGGGAGAAAAAGUCUUCCACCCAUGGUGUUGGUGGGCUUUUCAGUUUAGCUGCAGACUCUGUGAACUGGGUGUUUGCCUUACCUUGGCUCUGGUGGUGGCACAACCAGUCUACUGCUCUGACCAGAUCCCGUCUGCCGGAAGCUGUUGGACAGAACUUCUGGCAUCCAAAGCGCCUAUCCUGCCUGGGAGCUACCAGUGGAGCUUGAGUCACCAGGAAAAGCUUGCCAUUGUUGAUGUCGGACUUGGGGAGACAGAAAGCCUCCCUCUUUAUACGCUAAUGGAUGACAGGCUUACUAGCAGUCUGAACGGGCUAGACUUCCUGUACCACAGCAACCGGGCUUUGGCCUACAGAGAUAUUGAUGUAGAUUUGGACCUGAAGGGCUCACAUAAACUUGCCAAUGGAGGUGGUGGUGAUCCUUCAGGUGCAUCGUCCUUCACAAGCGAUUCCACCACAGACCUGAGGCCACCGUCGCCCAUCAACCUACGCCGCAGCAUAGAUGAAGCCCUCUUCAGCGAAGCUCUCUUUCCCAUGAGCCUCUUUAGCACGGCAAGGCCUAAUGAGAGCCGCGACCUAUCCAACAACAGCUUUGCUACUCCCAGCCUCUGCGAUCCUAGUCUUUAUCGGACUUCAUCUUGCACUGACAUAACCUCCAAAGUGCACAAUAAAUCUCAAGACGUUGUAGUCGGCGCACCUCCAUCUCCAUCCCCGUCGUCUUCUAGCUGCUCAUCUCCAGAGCACUGGAGGGGGAGCUCUUCCUCCAGCUCCCCGUACCGAGCGUCCAUCGGGGAUUCAUCACUGGUGCUCUGUCCAAGCCCAAAGACUCAUGCUCGGCAGCUACUCCAGCAGGGGGACCCCCAGAGACAUUAUCAAACACUGGGCGCCGCCUCACAGGAGAGCCUGGACCUAGACAUGUCGUCUGAGGCGGACCGAUCGGUGCAGGAGGAGUUCAUGAGCGUUUGCAGACAGAUUGACGCGCACAGUAUCUGCAGCGAGACCAUCGAUUUGUAAUGGUCUGUUCUUAAGCAAAGACAGGACGCCAGCUUCACAGGUGCCUGGUGGCAAAAGCCGCCCAAACAAGGUUAUUAGUCAUUGGUGUAUGUCUACGACGGUUUGAAGUGCCAAUAAUGUACAGUAAUGACAUUUGUAAAUUUGACAAAUUUUCCUCCUGUAAUGUGUUAGUUUCAAUUUUAAUCGCACAGCUCAUUUAUAUACAGUAUUUAUAUACAGUAAAUGUUUUGAUUACAUUUAAACACAAAUACAUAUUACUUUUGCACUUAUACUGUACUACUGAAGCUCAUUUUAACCUCAGCAAAACCUCUGGAGCAAGACUUUGUGCAGCAGCAGCAGCACCCUCUGCUGUCAACUUCCUGCAAGUCUUAAAUGUUUAUUUAUGAACUGAUGCUUACGAACUUAUACUCGACGAUAUACAUACAUACCUAAGAUUCACACAAAUUGUUUAUUAAUAAAGUUGAUUUGAUAACAAGUGGUUUAUUAUAAUCAUAGUAUUUUGGAGUAUGUUGAAUAAUAUGACAGCAGACAACUGUAUAUUUUGAGUUCUUUAUUCAAGAUUCACUAAACUGAACAGGAAAAUAAAUUUCUCCUUGCAGAGUAAACAUGUAUUGUCAAGAUAUUCUCCCAAAAAAUACUGGAUAAUAAAGAUAGUCUCAGUUCUGGGCUCAACAGCUGAUGCUUAAAAAUUCUCUAUAAUGGGUACGUCUUCACAUGUGAACAGAAGCACAUUGUUUUCCCGUGUUAAUCGAGCAUAAGUAUUUUAGCAAGGUCGCGAAGUGAGCCUAACAAAAAGGCCAUGUCCAGUAUGAAACUGGUGGAAUGUUGGCUAAACGCAAAACAGCGACUAUUUUUUUUUUGUAACCAAGACGAACAGCAAAAGUUCACCCGUCCACGAGUCAAGGCAUUUGUCAGGUAAAAGCAAUUUACUAAAAAGAACAACCAAGCUAAACGCGGUAAUGAGCGGAAUACAAGGUAGGUGACAGCCGCUAAAUUUGGUAUUGAGGUUACAAAAAGAAGAGUAUAAAUACACUUGGCAGUACGUAUGCAUUUACAACAAAGCCGAAUAAAAAUACAGCCGUGUUUGGCCCGUGAAAAAAAAAAACAUGCAUAUCAAAACCCUUCAAGCUCAAUGCAAAGCAUCCCUCGCUUAAGACUAUAUACCUUUUUCAUAUAAAGAAGUCGCCACUUGUGGAAACAUACCUGAUUUUCAGUUUUUGGUGCCAUCGAUGCGUUUAAGUGAGUUGGGACACUGGAGGUGGUUCUGCUGAUUGUAGGCGGCGUCAGGGAGGCUGGGGUCCAAAGUAAACAAGAUGUCGUACCUCAAGAGUCACAAUAUUACACACUAAUGUGCACCGCUACGUUCGUGUCGAAAAGUAGCUUGUGUGUGUGUGCGUGUGAUUGGGAAACCCUGAUGCUCCGCUUCUCAAA